AUGGGAUUUUUCAAACGCGAACGUAUGUUGGGAGAAUGUUCUUGGAACAGCAACCUGAUUACAAACGAUGUUGACUGCAUCGGAUCUGAGCGUGCUAUCGAGUUGAUUGUCGCCGAUUAUGCAAUGCGUGAGCAUGUGCAGCGCGAAGAAACAAAGAACCAUAGGGCUAUAGCCUCUCGAAAGGCGGCAACUAUUGACUGCGAUCAGUCUUGGCUUCGAGAAGAGGACGAAACGCUUGAGCAGGAGAAAAAGCAAUUUCGUGAAACAGAGCGAGCUCUAUAUCGAGCUCUUUGCCUACUAGGACGAGGCAACCAGCAAAAGUAUCACGACUUGAGAAGCAAUCCUACCUGGUACAUGAACGAAGGCUUGGUUCAGGACUGCUCGGAGCAAGGGGGGUGCUGUAGCCGGCAAUGUGGUUGUUGUGCCAAAAGGCAUCUUACUGGACUCAAGAAGGGUGUGGGACACUGCACUCCCGAGUGCUGGUGUUGUACUAGCUUUCGCGGCUCUGAUCUUUCAGAGAAUGAGAAAAAGGAGAUCAGAGAUGAUAUGGAGGCCAAACUUCGCUGGCGGACCGAGAAUUAUCGGAGUCUUUCGCCGUAUCUUCUGACCAUGGCGACUUGGUUUUUGUUCCCUCCAAAGGCCAAGAAAAAGGCCAAGAGGAUCUGUUAG
Messenger RNA from Penicillium brevicompactum, 669 nucleotides. RefSeq lists its product as uncharacterized. Lineage: Eukaryota; Fungi; Ascomycota; Eurotiomycetes; Eurotiales; Aspergillaceae. The record is from RefSeq and is a predicted model, not a curated record. The transcript has a single exon. The coding region runs from base 1 to 669 and encodes 222 amino acids.